AUGCUGGAUGAGAGCCGAACAAGGCCAGCCUCAGGGACCCGCAGCAAACAAAGAGAUCUGGCUUUUGGAGCUUUGCCAAUCAUGCCACUGAGGUCAGUAGGGCCUAUGGUGGACGAUGGGAGGGGGAGAUGCCUACCCUCCAACUCUCUGAUGAACACCCACCAGCCCACCUGGGAUGACUGCCAGCAGUUGCUUCAUACCCUGUUCACUACUGAAGAACAGGACUGCAUAUUGGCAGCAGCCCGGAAGAAUGUAAUAGAAUUAGAUGGCUUGGUGACAACCAGACCUGAUGUUAUUGAUGACGCUUUCCCCUUGCGGAGACUGAAUUGGGACCCCAGCACGUAUGAAAGUAGAAGGAGCCUGUCCACUUAUCGCCAGACUCUCAUGAGAGGUCUCUGGGAAGCGGCUAGGAAGCCCACCAAUUUGGCCAAGGGGGGUUGGGGCUCCAACCACCUCCAAGAUCUCAGGGCUAAAUUUAAGGUGGAGGGAACUCCCAUAGACUUUGAACUUGACACAGGGGCAGUAUACUCGGUCCUAAAGAAGCCUUUGGGACCUCUCUCUAGUAAGCAAUCCUUAGUACAAGGAGCUAAUGGAAGUAGCUACCGUUCUUGGACUACUUCCCAGACUAUGGACUUGGGGAAAGGGGAAAUCAAGCAUUCUUUCCUGGUCAUACUGAACUGCCCCUUACCUCUAAUGGGAAGGGACUUGCUAACCAAACUCAGAGCCCAGAUAACUUUUGAAGAAACUGGUCCAGAGAUUGCUUUUCUAAAUCCCAAUGUCCAGCCACUUACCACCUCUGUCCUGACCAUUAGGGCUGAGGAUGAAUAUAGACUAUUCACAAAUGAUCCCUUGCCACAUGGAAACCAAAACACCAAUUUUUGGUUGAGACUAGUUUCGGGAACUUGUGCCGAAACUGCUGGACUGGGGUUGUCUACCUUGCAGGCUCCAGUAGUGGUAGAGUUGAAAGCCACUGCUGUCCUUGUGCGAGUCAGACAGUACCCCAUGAGUCAGGAAGUGAAAAAAGGCAUAACUCCUCAUAUUCGGAAACUUCUCCAACAGGGGAUUCUAGUACAGUGUCAGUCAGCCUAGAAUACUCCACUACUCCCAGUUAAAAAGCCUGGGACCAGGGACUAUUGGCCAGUACAAGACCUAAGGAAGGUUAACAGCCAUUUGGAAGUCAUCCAUCCCACUGUGCCUAACCCAUACAAUCUCCUCAGCUCCUUAAGCCCUGAAAGAGUAUGGUACACUGUACUGGACUUAAAGGAUGCUUUCUUCUGCCUGUCUCUACAUCUGGCCAGUCAACCCUUAUUUGCUUUUAAGUGGAGUGAUCCGGAGGCAGGAAUUUUGGGUCAACUAACCUGGACCAGGUUGCCUCAGGGAUUUAAGAACUCCCCUACCAUUUUUGAUGAGGCAUUGCACCAAGACUUAAGUCUCUUUCACAGCCAGCACCCCCAGGCUACCUUGCUACAGUAUGUGGACGAUCUUUUAAUUGCAGAAAAACUGAAGAGGAUUGCAAGCAGGCCACCCAUGACCUGCUAA
Molecule: messenger RNA, 1539 nt
Organism: Suncus etruscus (white-toothed pygmy shrew)
Lineage: Eukaryota; Metazoa; Chordata; Mammalia; Eulipotyphla; Soricidae
Exons: 3
Biological process (GO): virion assembly; proteolysis
Molecular function (GO): aspartic-type endopeptidase activity
Source: RefSeq, a predicted model, not a curated record